AUGGCUCAAAUCCUUCUCCACGGGACGAUGCACGUUACUGUUUUCGAAAUCGAUAAACUUCACACUGGUUCUGCUUGCAAAUUCUUCCACAAGAUAGUUGAAAACCUAGAAGAAGCAGUUGGAUUCAAAGACACAGCUUCAAAGCUCUACGCAACAAUAGAUCUCGAAAAAGCAAGAGUUGGAAGAACCAGACUUUUGGAAAAUUCACGAUCAAACCCACAAUGGAACGAAUCAUUCCACAUUUACUGCGCCCAUACGACGUCCAACGUUGUUUUCUCAAUCAAAGAAGACAAUCCUGUCGAUGCAAUCCUCAUCGGAAGAGCUUACUUACCUGUUCAACAAAUCCUUAAUGGAGUUGAAAUCGAUACAUGGUUAGAAAUCUUGGAUAAAGACAUGAAACCCAUCAAAGGGCAUUCCAAGAUUCAUGUCAAGAUUCAAUAUUUCGAUGUCAAUCUUGAACGAAAUUGGGGUAGAGGUGUGUUGAGUGGGAAAUACCCGGGUGUUCCUUAUACAUUCUUUUCGAAAAGAACCGAAUGUAAACUCACCCUUUAUCAAGAUUCACACAUUCCAGAUGAUUUUGUUCCGAAAAUUGCGUUGGCGGGUGGGAAGUAUUACAAGCCACAUCGAUGUUGGGAAGAUGUUUUUGACGCUAUAACGAAUGCUAAACAUUUGAUUUACAUAACGGGUUGGUCGGUUUAUACUGAAAUUACUUUGAUUAGGGAUCCUAGAAGGCCGAAAGAGGGUGGUGACAUGACUUUAGGCGAGCUUUUGAAGAUGAAAGCUGAUCAAGGUGUAAGGGUGUUGAUGCUGGUUUGGGAUGAUAGAACAUCGGUCAAAAUAUUAAAAAAAGAUGGUUUAAUGGCGACACAUGAUGAAGAAACGGAGAGUUACUUCCAUGACACGCAAGUGCAUUGCGUUUUAUGCCCGCGUAACCCUGAUGAUGGACGAAGCAUUAUUCAAGAUAUUGAGAUAUCGACUAUGUUCACUCAUCAUCAGAAAACCGUGAUGGUGGAUGCGGAAAUGCCAAACAAUUCGUCUGAUAAACGGAGGAUUGUGAGCUUCGUCGGUGGGAUUGAUCUUUGCGAUGGGAGAUACGACACUCCGUUGCAUUCGGUUUUUGGGACGUUGGGGAGUGUCAAUCACGACGAUUUCCACCAGCCUAACUUUAAAGGAUCUUCGAUUGAGAAAGGUGGGCCGAGGGAGCCUUGGCAUGACAUUCAUUCUCGAAUUGAAGGUCCCGCGGCUUGGGAUGUACUCUUUAACUUCGAACAAAGAUGGAAGAAACAAGGGAAGAAGGAUUUGUUGAUUCCUUUAAGAGAAUUCGAAGACACGAUAAUCCCUCCUUCACCAAUCACGUAUCCAAACGAUCAUGAAACUUGGCAUGUUCAAGUUUUUAGGUCGAUCGACGGUGGGGCAGCGUUUGGUUUCCCGGAAAACCCCGAGGACGCGGCUAAAUCAGGUUUGGUUAGUGGGAAGGACAACAUCAUAGAUAGGAGCAUUCAAGAUGCGUAUAUCAAUGCCAUUCGCAGAGCGAAGAAUUUUAUCUACAUCGAGAAUCAGUAUUUCCUCGGGAGUUCAUUCGGAUGGAAUUCAACUGAUAUCAAUGAUGCGGACGUGGGUGCUCUUCAUCUCAUACCAAAAGAAUUGUCAUUGAAGAUCAUUAGCAAAAUCGAGGCGGAGGAGAGGUUUUCGGUGUACGUGGUGGUGCCUAUGUGGCCAGAAGGGGUUCCCGAGAGCGGGAGUGUUCAAGCAAUAUUGGAUUGGCAAAGGAGGACGAUGCAAAUGAUGUACACUGACAUAGCUCAGGCGAUUCAAGCUAAGGGAAUCGACGCGAGCCCGAAGGACUACUUAACUUUCUUUUGUCUCGGGAAUAGAGAGACGAAGAAAGAAGACGAGUAUAUUCCCUCGGAAUCGCCUGAGCCCGAUACGGACUACAUUAGGGCUCAACAAGCAAGGAGGUUCAUGAUCUAUGUUCAUGCCAAGUGCAUGAUAGUGGACGAUGAAUACAUAAUUAUUGGAUCCGCCAAUAUAAACCAAAGGUCAAUGGAUGGUGGAAGGGACUCGGAAAUUGCAAUGGGAGGCUACCAACCUUAUCGGUUGGCGGGGAAAGAGCCCGCAAGAGGAGAAAUUCAUGGUUUUCGAAUGUCAUUAUGGUAUGAACACACGGGCAUGUUGGACGAAACCUAUCUCCAUCCUGAAAAUAUUGAAUGCAUAAGAAAGUUAAAUAAGAUAUCGGAGAAGUAUUGGGAAUUAUACGCCAAUGAAACAUUGAAUGAAGACUUGCCGGGACACUUGUUAAGUUACCCAAUUGGAGUGACAACGGACGGAGAAGUAACCGAGAUUCCAGGGCACGAGAAUUUUCCCGAUACAAAGGCUAAAGUUCUCGGAAAAAAAGAUGAUUAUUAUCCACCAAAUCUCACUUCUUAA
Messenger RNA from Impatiens glandulifera, 2427 nucleotides. Its product is annotated as phospholipase D alpha 1-like. Gene Ontology annotation, cellular component: plasma membrane. Gene Ontology annotation, biological process: phospholipid catabolic process; phosphatidylcholine metabolic process. The transcript is spliced from 3 exons. The record is from RefSeq and is a predicted model, not a curated record. Gene Ontology annotation, molecular function: D-type glycerophospholipase activity; calcium ion binding. NCBI's taxonomy places the organism in Eukaryota, Viridiplantae, Streptophyta, Magnoliopsida, Ericales, Balsaminaceae. The coding region runs from base 1 to 2427 and encodes 808 amino acids.